GUGCAAAGAGAUGCGUUCGAGCAUUGCACUCAACUUGAAAAGGUUGUUUUUAAUGAUAAAGUAA
Molecule: messenger RNA, 64 nt
Organism: Entamoeba invadens IP1
Lineage: Eukaryota; Evosea; Mastigamoebida; Endamoebidae
Exons: 1
Source: RefSeq, a predicted model, not a curated record